Messenger RNA from Chanos chanos (milkfish), 1706 nucleotides. RefSeq names its product serine/threonine protein kinase 26 (gene stk26). The record is from RefSeq and is a predicted model, not a curated record. The transcript is spliced from 11 exons. Gene Ontology annotation, cellular component: cytoplasm; Golgi apparatus. Gene Ontology annotation, biological process: negative regulation of cell migration; protein phosphorylation. NCBI's taxonomy places the organism in Eukaryota, Metazoa, Chordata, Actinopteri, Gonorynchiformes, Chanidae. Gene Ontology annotation, molecular function: protein serine/threonine kinase activity; ATP binding. Bases 358 to 1593 code for a protein of 411 amino acids.
ACUUUACUCUGGUGAAAAGCAUGUAAUGUGCCUCCGACGAUUAAUACUGACAACUGGGAAUUCUUGGAGGCAACCUUAAAGUCGAAGUAAUCGCCGAAGUCAUGGGAGUUGUCUGUUGAAUUCAACUUUGUGUCUAGCUCAUUAAAAAGCUAGCAAACUCGCUAGCUACUCAAAAAAGGUAGCUACUCGGCUAGCCAAUUGUUAGUUGCCAUAGUUUCGCUGAUAGAGAAAAGCGUGUAAAGCAAGGAGUUGUUCGUACUUGUAUCAAAGAGGGACGGCUGUCAGACGAAACCAUAAGCCUCCUCACGAUUAAGUUGGUUCCAGUCUAACCGUAAGUUGCCACCUGGACACGAAAAAAUGGCCCAUUCGCCGGUAGCCGUGCAAGUUCCUGGAAUGCAGAACACCAGGGUUGAUCCCGAGGAGCUGUUCACGAAGCUGGAGCGCAUCGGCAAGGGUUCGUUCGGCGAGGUGUUCAAGGGCAUCGACCACCGCACGCAGAGCGUGGUGGCCAUCAAAACCAUCGACCUGGAGGAGGCCGAGGACGAGAUCGAAGACAUCCAACAGGAGAUCACUGUCCUCAGCCAGUGUGACAGCCCCCAUGUCACCAAGUACUACGGCUCUUAUCUAAAGGGAUCCAAACUAUGGAUCAUAAUGGAGUACCUUGGGGGAGGCUCCGCUCUGGACUUGCUGCGGGCAGGCCCCUUUGAUGAGUAUCAGAUUGCCACCAUGCUCAAGGAAAUCCUCAAAGGGCUGGACUACCUGCACUCCGAGAAGAAGAUACACCGAGACAUUAAAGCGGCUAAUGUGCUCCUGUCAGAGUCAGGGGAAGUGAAGCUGGCAGACUUCGGAGUGGCCGGACAGCUGACGGACACGCAGAUCAAAAGGGAGACAUUCGUGGGAACGCCGUUUUGGAUGGCACCCGAGGUCAUUCAGCAGUCAGCAUACGACUCCAAGGCGGAUAUCUGGUCCCUGGGGAUCACGGCGAUCGAACUGGCCAAGGGAGAACCCCCCAACUCAGACAUGCACCCCAUGAAGGUCCUCUUCCACAUCCCCAAAAACACCCCUCCCACCCUCAACGGAGACUUCUCCAAGACCUUCAAAGAGUUCGUGGACUCCUGCUUGAACAAAGACCCUACGUUUAGGCCCACGGCUAAAGAGCUGCUGAAACACAAAUUCAUCGUGAAGCACGCCAAGAAAACGUCCUACCUCACCGAGCUCAUCGACAGGCUGAAACGCUGGAAGGCCGAGGGUCACAGCGACGGAGAGUCCAGCUCGGACUCCGACUCGGAAUCUAGCAGCAAGGAUAGUGACUCCUCUCCGGAAUGGUCUUUCACGACAGUCCGCAAGAAGCCGGAGAAGAAGCAGCCCAACGGAGUGGACCAAGACCUGCAGAAGAGGUCGGUCAGCCUGACCACGGUCGUGAGUCCGGUCUUCUCUGAGUUAAAACAGCAGCACAGGGCUGGGGAGGAGAGGAGGUGCGGCCUUGAGGAACUGGAGCGGAGUGUGAAUACAGCUGAAGAUCUGUGCCCAGGAAUCACAGACAAAAUGAUCAACCACAUCCUGGAGAGAGUGCAGAGGUUCUCUGUGAGUUAGUGAUGUGAGACUGAAGAUGGAGAUCAGAUUAGGUGAAGGAGCUGGAGGUCAGAAAACACAGCAACGCAUGGGCCUUCUGAUCACCACACUUUUGGAUACACACACGCACACAC